GAAAACAUCAUAUCAUCGAAAAGAAGAGAAGAGAAAGAGAGAAAAGGAAGAAGCAACGUCGUAAUAGAAUUCACAAACAAGAAUUCACCAAUCAACCCAUAACCUACAAAAGCCCUCCGUCCCACCUUCCCUUACUUCACGAUUCUCUCUCACUUCCUUCUACUUCCUUUGAACAUAACCAUAAACAUUAAUAACAUUACGAUACUUCCAUCUCCGUACGAACCAUCCCUUCUACAACAAUCAACAAACACUCUCAAUCUCAAUCAACUCUAUACAUAUAACAAUGGCUCAACGAAGUUCCCGCGCUCCUCUCUAUAUCGGUCUUGCCGCCGCCGGUGGCGUAGGUUAUUAUUUGUACAGCGCCGGUGGAAGUCCCAAGGUUGCCGAGAAGCAAUUUGAAAGUGACCUCUCUCGUGCUUCCGCAAAAGUAAAGUCCGAGAUCCCAGGCCGCAGCACACAAGCUCAAAAGGAAGCCGAGAAAUGGGGUUCCGAAGCGGGUGCUAAGCUUGAUUCUGCCGCCAGCCAAGCCCGCGCCGAACUCGCCAAAGCCGAAGGAAAAUUCGAGCAAUACAAGAACGACGCUGCCCAAACCACCAUGAAGAAAAUCGACGAGGUAGACCGCAAAGUCGAGGCCGAAGCCGCCAAGGCAAAGAGUGGUAUUUCCAGCUGGUUUGGCGGGAAAUAAAUGUCUCAAAUACUGUUUCCACAUAAACGAGAUGUUUACACUCGCAUAGGAGCUGAGACAUGUGCAAAAUAUCAAAUUGUGAUGUCAUUAAUGGGUAAUGAUGAUGUGGCUUCGAACGUAUCAGGCGAGAGAUAGUCACUUGUUUUUUUAUGGCGGAUACGGUUGCAUGGUUUUGGAAUGGGACUUCUAUGGAGAAAAGGGUCUUUUCUUCGCAAGUUAGUUAAUGAUGCCCGCAUGAUGAUGGGAGUUGUAUGAUAAUGAUAAAUCACCUUUCAAUCCA
Molecule: messenger RNA, 965 nt
Organism: Botrytis cinerea B05.10
Lineage: Eukaryota; Fungi; Ascomycota; Leotiomycetes; Helotiales; Sclerotiniaceae
Exons: 3
Coding region: 284-685 (133 amino acids)
Source: RefSeq, a predicted model, not a curated record